This is a messenger RNA of Penicillium angulare, 2490 nucleotides long. Its product is annotated as choline/carnitine O-acyltransferase. Gene Ontology annotation, cellular component: mitochondrion. The transcript is spliced from 4 exons. Bases 1 to 2490 code for a protein of 829 amino acids. NCBI's taxonomy places the organism in Eukaryota, Fungi, Ascomycota, Eurotiomycetes, Eurotiales, Aspergillaceae. Gene Ontology annotation, biological process: carnitine metabolic process. The record is from RefSeq and is a predicted model, not a curated record. Gene Ontology annotation, molecular function: carnitine O-acetyltransferase activity.
AUGUCUUAUUCGUCUACGGCAGUUCGAUUCUUUACGGCUCCAAAGCCGCUCGGUGCCGCUAUGGAUCCCGAUGCGAAGAAGGAUCCCCAAAGUCAGAGUCAAAGUCAAGGCCAGAGCCACACGGUCGUAAGACCUAAUGUUCCGGCUGAUAAGCCUUCCUCGAAGGCUGUGGAGGAACAUAAGCCCUUGAAGCAGGGUCUGACGUUUGCUAAUCAGGAUUCUUUGCCUAAGCUUCCUAUCCCUGAUUUGGAGGAUACAUGUCGCAGGCAUUUGGAGGUGUUGUCUGCGUUGCAGAAUGCGAGGGAACAUGAGGAUAGUAAGGCUGCUGUUAGGGACUUUUUGAAGCAUGAUGGACCGGCUUUGCAAGAGAAGUUGAAGAAUUAUGCUUCUUCUAAGACUAGCUUUAUUGAACAGUUCUGGUAUGAUUCUUACCUGAACUUUGAUAGCUCCGUCGUCUUGAAUCUUAACCCAUUUUUCCUGUUGGAGGAUGAUCCAACGCCGGCUCGAAACCAUCAAGUUACUCGAGCUGCAUCCCUGGUAGUUUCGGCUUUGUCUUUUGUGCGCGCUGUGCGAAGGGAGGAACUCCCACCUGAUACUGUGCGGGGAACCCCUCUGUGCAUGUAUCAAUACUCCCGGCUCUUUGGCACAGCACGUCUACCUACCGAUAAUGGCUGCGUUAUCAGUCAAGACCCAAAUGCAAAGCAUGUUGUCAUUAUGUGUCGAGGCCAGUUUUACUGGUUUGAUGUGCUGGAUGACAACAGCGAUCUCAUCAUGACUGAGCGAGAUAUCUCGCUAAACUUGCAAGUCAUCGUGGACGAUGCAGCUCAAACCCCCAUUCAAGAGGCUGCCAAGGGCGCCUUGGGCGUUCUGAGUACCGAGAACCGGAAGGUCUGGUCAGGUCUACGAGAUAUCAUGACCAAGGACCCUUCUUCGAAUAACGCCGAGUGUCUUAAUAUCGUCGACACCGCUCUCUUUGUGCUGUGUCUUGAUGAUACUGAGCCAUCAAACACCGGUGAACUUUGCGCCAAUAUGCUUUGCGGGUCUAGUGAGGUUAUCAGAGGCGUUCAGGUGGGUACUUGCACAAAUCGAUGGUACGAUAAACUCCAGAUCAUUGUCUGCAAAAAUGGAAGCGCUGGUAUCAACUUCGAACAUACUGGUGUAGACGGCCACACAGUUCUACGCUUCGCCAGUGACGUCUACACUGACACUAUUCUACGAUUCGCUAAAACGAUCAAUGGUCAAGCUCCAAGCCUAUGGGCAACAUCCAGCCCUGACCCAGCUAAGCGCGACCCACGUAGUUUCGGCAAUGUCAGCACAACACCCCGCAAGCUAGAAUGGGACAUGAUACCAGAACUCAACAUCGCCCUCCGCUUCGCCGAAUCCCAUCUCUCCGAUCUCCUCCAUCAGCAUGAAUUCGGAGUCCUAGACUUCGAAGGCUUCGGCAAGAACUUCAUCACCUCGAUGGGCUUCUCCCCGGACGCAUUCAUCCAAAUGGCAUUCCAAGCAGCCUACUACGGACUCUACGGCCGCGUCGAAAACACCUACGAACCCGCCAUGACCAAAGUCUUCCUACACGGCCGCACCGAAGCAGUUCGAACAGUAACGCCCGAAGUUCUAGACUUCGUCCGCACAUUCUGGGGCGAGAACCCCGCCGAAAAAAAGAUUGAUUCCCUUCGCGCCGCAACACAACGCCACACAGCUAUCACAAAAGAUUGCUCCAAGGGCCAAGGACAAGACCGCCACCUCUAUGCCCUCUACUGCCUCUGGCAACGCUCAUUUGAUGAAUCAAUCUUCGACGCCAGCUCAGCAGGUGAAUCAUCCAGUCCCAGCGAAGGCCCCGAGUCACCCCGUCUCUUCGCAACCUCCGUAUCAGACGACGGCUUUUCCUCCCCAACAAGCAGUAGUCUUCGUUACCGAUCCGCGUCCCCACCUACACCUGCUAUCUUCGCUGACGCAGGCUGGGACAAAAUCAACAAUACCAUUCUUUCAACUUCAAACUGUGGAAACCCUUGUCUGCGCCAUUUUGGCUUUGGGCCUACAUCCGCAGAUGGCUUUGGUAUUGGGUAUAUUAUUAAGGAUGAGUCUAUUUCUUUCUGUGCGUCCUCGAAACAUAGACAGACUGCUCGUCUUAUGCAAACGCUUGAGUCGUAUCUAUUUGAGAUUCGGAAAUUGCUGCGCGCUACCAAUAGAAAGACUACUAGUCCGCGAACUAGUCGUGCGAGGGAAACAGAGGCCAUUGCUGAGCGGUUACAGGCUGAUUUCCAACGUCGGGGUAGGGUUGUCCGGAGCGAUACUACCCGUGGCUCUGAGACGCCUAAUACUAUGACUGAUAGUGGAGACAUGGACGAUGAUGGAAUGGGAGGCUAUGGAUUUUUCGAUGCGGGAAUGCUUCUCCAUGCUCUUAAGGGCGUCAAUGCUGAUCGAGACCGGGGAGAUAAGCCUGAGAAGAGACGAUUUGUGGGGAAGAAGUUACACCUUAACGAAUAUUGA